CUGCGAACAAUCAAGAAACAGCCUUCGUAUAAGACUAGGCCUUUUAGCUUACAUCUGUUAUUAGAUGGUGUCGAUAUCUAGCACAUUAACAUCCAGGUCCUGCCCAAGGAAGACAGUUGUUGAGCGUUGGAUUUGUCUCCCUUUGAUGCCAGAAACUUCUACUGGCUGGAGUCGACAUGAAUCAAACGUUUGUGUUCCUGAUACUGGUUGUUGGUCUGUCGUUUGUCCAACUGGCGGCCGGCGUUUGUUUGGGGAUGUUUGUUGACACCUGUAAAUCUCAGGUUGUCAACUGCAACCGCACUACGUCCUGGGAUGUCCUGUGUGCCUUACAGCGGUACCCAACCCGAGACGAGGACUGUCCAGAGAGACCUUGUGAGUUUGUCAAAGGAGCGGAUAUCAUUCCUUUCUGCAACUGCUUGCAGGACCUGGUCAGAACGCAGGACUUAAGCAAGGAUGUCCGCUCCUAUCGUCUCCGUCUGGGGGACCAUGUGCUCCCAAGUUUGAGCACCCUCUACUACACCUAUGUCGUGCCCCAAGAUAAGGUCAACGAACUAGUCCGCUAAACCCGUCAGGAAGCAUCGUAUCUUUAGCUCUAUAUGAAAUGGCCAGUGGUCAACUAGUAUGCAUAAUUUAUUCUUUUAAUUU
Molecule: messenger RNA, 645 nt
Organism: Physella acuta
Lineage: Eukaryota; Metazoa; Mollusca; Gastropoda; Physidae
Source: RefSeq, a predicted model, not a curated record